Messenger RNA from Aspergillus viridinutans, 1584 nucleotides. RefSeq lists its product as uncharacterized. Lineage: Eukaryota; Fungi; Ascomycota; Eurotiomycetes; Eurotiales; Aspergillaceae. The record is from RefSeq and is a predicted model, not a curated record. The transcript is spliced from 3 exons. The coding region runs from base 1 to 1584 and encodes 527 amino acids.
AUGCCCAAGAAAGGUGGAAAGGGAAAGAAGGGCAAGGGUAAGGGCGGUGGCGGCACAGCGAAGAAGGCACCCACCGUCCAAGAGCAUAUAACCACCGGCCACCAAGUUGAAGAUGUUAUCAAGGGCGAAGGCGAAGGCGAAACCACCGAAAGCCUCGCCCCCGGCACUGCUAUCAAUGUCCCCUCCGCUGCCCCGCCUCAUGUCGCCGCGAGCACAGGAGCAGAGGGCACGUCAACCGCGGAGACCACUGAAAAUGGCGAUUCAUCGAACGAGGACGUAGACGAGCUUAGGAACCCCGGCACCGCCAAGAGGUUCUCGUUGGCGGAGCACCCGGGUGACGCAAAGGGGCGUGGCAUGCCAUCUUCCUUGCCCGAUAGAGGAGAAGCCGAAUCCGAAAUGAACGAGAACACCCUGCAGGGUGCUGUCGGCAAGACCCAGGCUUCGAAGGCGGGUCUGGUCGGAUUGUUGGACGCAGGUGAUGGCGAGGGACAAGCCGUAUUGCCUGAUACGGUCGCCAAAGAGUCCCAGUUGACGGCUCCUACGACGGCCCCCGAGACCACCAUUCCCGAAGCGACUGCUACCGAGGCCGCCCCUCCCGUACCCGUCGUCACAGACGCCAACGCUCCAGUAUGGGAAGCGCCGGCGGAAACAGCACUGCCAGAGAGACUCAAGGAGAAGGAAACUGCUGCGGCCGAACCGACAGCCACAUCUCCGUCCGACAGUGCGGACUUGACUGGCCAUCCAAAGCGGCCAUACGAGAGCAGCCUCUUCCACAAGGACGAGGACCACAAGCCUCCCAAGAUGGCCAAGGUCGAGGACUCCGAAGCCGCCCCUGCCGCUGCAGAAACCAAGGCUGCGGACUUGCAAACCGAGGUGCCAAGCAAGUCGACGGUGCAACCCCUGGUUGUCCCAGGGCUUGGUGCCGAAUCCACAGACAAGCCCGUCUCUGAUGCUGAAAUUCCUCAGAAGGUCGAGCCUGCAGAAGCUGUUGCCCCGACCACCGUUCCUUCGGCCGCCCAGGCUGCUGCUUCCACCACGUCCCCUCUCGUUCCCGCCGCAGGCGCAGGGGGCGAAGCCGACGCAGAGGCCAGGCAGAAGCAGGAGGCUAAAGAGAGCAUUCAAGCUUUCACCGGCGAGGGACAGGGCCCCGCGGCCAAGGAGCCCCAGCAAGAGUCUGAGGAGAAGGCCAAGGAAAAGGCUCAGGAGACCGCGCCCGUCGAGACGACCCCGGAGACCCCCACAAAGGCCAAACCCAACGUUGCUACCGCUGCCGCCGUCGCCGCCAUGAGAGGAAAGUCGGCUGCUUCGCCGGCACCUGCCACUGAAGGCGCCGACAAGACAGAAGCUGAGCCCAAGGAGAGUCAGCCCGAGACUCAGCCCGAGACCCAGGGUCAGACCCGGGGAGAAGAGGCGGCUGCAGAGGAGACCCAGCAGCCCGAGACUACCGACGCUAAGAAGUCGCACGAGGAGGCGCAAACGGCCGUCGACAAAGCCCAAGAGGCAGCCAAAGCCGAAGCCGCCAAGGCGGACAAGCGCAAGAGUGGCUUCUGGUCAUGGAUCAAGCGCAAGGUCAAGGGCACUUAA